AACAGACAGACCAACAGAUAGAUGUUUUUGUCUUCGGAUAUUGUGCUGAAGGGAGCAUACAAAGUGCUGCCUGGGGCAGAAGUGGGGCAAGCCUGGCUUAGGUAAGGGUAGAAAACCUGAAUUCCAUUCUUCUCCAAUAGGAGCUGGCACAGAUCCGCUUGACUGAAACUCUCAGUCAGUAACAAAGGAGAGAGAGAGAGAGAGAGAGAGAGAGAGAGAGAGAGAGGGAGAGAAACACCUUAAGAGGCAGCAGCAACAUCACAUGGCAGCUGAGAGCAGCCUGCUCUGGGAAUAAGAUGGUAUUUUUGAACUCUGCAAGCAAAAAGCGCUUUCAUAAAUUUUAUAUGGGAGGCGUUUUAUGAGAGAAGGGAGGAAGACAGGAGAAAGAGAAAAAGGGAGAGAAAGGGGAAGGGAGAGAAAACGAGAGUGAGCAGGGUGGAUAGCGAGAAGCCCAAGAAGAGCUAGAGUGGAGGAAUAGUACAUAAAGGGGACGCUAGGUAGGAAGAAACAGAGUGAGAGAGGUGUAGAGGGAGGAAAAGAAGAGAGGGGGUGGAGAGAGAGGGAGGGAGAUAGAAGUGAGAAAGAGAGAGUCUGACAUCCUCACUCUGAUAGAGGCUGAAGAACAGAUAAGAGUCUAUUCUUAUCUCUGACUGUCUCUGGCAGUCUCCUGGACCUGGCACAGCUCCCUGGUGACAAGGGGGGCUCAAUGACUCUCCUUAGGCUCCAUUCCCCCAGCACUAGGGGGGUGGAGAGGUGUCAACUGAUCUCAGCCAAAAAAGGGGGCGUCUUCCCCCCCUAAAUACCUUGGGGAGCUAGAGACAGAGAGAAGUGGGAGAGGCAGAGAGAGAGAGACUGGAUACAGAGAGAGAGGGAGCUGGGUCCUUGAUUGUUGCUCCAGGAGCCGGGUAAGGCGCACUGGGACCCCCCCAGCCUUCUCAUCCCAACAGCACUCAUAUCCCAACAGCACCCAUAUCCCAACAGCACCCAGUCAUUGGAGGAGAGUGAUCCAGAGGAGCAGGGGAACCGGUACAGCACAGCCUACAUUACCGCUGCUCAUCCCCUGACUGAAGCUUUCUACGGGACACUUGUACAGAGGGUAGGAGCCUGGGCUCUAUCACUUUCCUGUCGGAUUAAUUACCAGUUCCCGGCGGAGUUGCCCCCAGGACCAACAGUGCCUCCCGGAUGCGCACAGGUGUCACCAUGCGGCUCUCAGGAUGUCACCUGGAUCUGUUCUUGGUACUUUUUGGACUCCAGAUCCCUUUGAUCUCAUUAUGCCCUACAAACUGUAUCUGUUACCCCACGCCUAUGACUGUCAGCUGCCAGGCCCACAACUUUGGAGCGAUACCGGAAGGGAUUCCAGAAAACAGUGAAAGAAUAUUUUUGCAAAAUAACCAGAUCACCAUGCUUCACCGAGGGGAUUUUGGUCCUUCUUUGGUAACCCUUUGGCUCUAUUCCAAUAACAUCACCUUCAUAGACCCAGCCACAUUUGAAGGCUUUGAUAACCUUGAAGAGCUGGAUCUGGGGGACAAUCGUCACUUAAGGGCUUUAGCAGCAGACACCUUCCAAGGUUUGUCUAGACUUCAUGCCUUGCACCUAUAUAAAUGUGGACUCAGCUCUCUGCCUAGUGGAAUAUUUAGUGGCCUCCACAGCUUGCAGUUCCUUUAUUUGCAGGAUAACCACAUAGAGUUUCUACAAGAUGACAUAUUUAUAGAUUUGGUUAACCUAAGUUACCUUUUUCUGCAUGGUAACAAACUCUGGAGUCUCCAUCAAAAUACAUUCAGGGGCCUUGUAAACCUGGACCGUCUUCUCCUACAUCAAAAUCAGCUUCAGUGGGUUCACAGGACUGCAUUCCAUGACCUCAAGCGACUAACCAUGCUUUUCCUGUUUAACAAUAGCCUAACUGAACUGCAUGGGGAUUGUUUGGCCCACCUCUCUGCUUUAGAGUUUCUAAGGCUCAAUGGUAACCCUUGGGACUGUGGUUGUAAAGCUAAAUCUCUGUGGGAAUGGUUACGAGGUUUUCGAGGCUCUAGUUCAAAUGUUAUUUGUGAAUCCCCUGAUCAUCUGGCAGGCAUGGACCUUAAAGUGUUGAAAGCAGAAGACUUCAAGCAUUGUUCAGGCUCAGAAUCUCUUCAUCAGAUUAAGACCCACACAUUCAGCACCACGCACCGUAUAGGACACAAAGGCCAUCACUCUCAUCAUUCCUCUAAAGAGAAGGGGAAGGAACUUGAUAUUGGUCCGCACCAAAAUGAGCCUGCAGCCCCUCCAGAUCCUCGACCAGGUUCCAGAAAGCCAGGGAAAAACUGUACCAGUCACAAGAAUAGGAAUCGCAUAUCAAAACCAGUGUCUGUAAAGAGCAUGAAUGAUCUUCAGGAUUAUGUUCCUGAUUAUCAUCAUAAAGCCAACUUCGGCACUUUGCCCACUGCCUCCACUAAGAGGAAGACUAAAUGUACAAGGAGGACGCCGAUCAGGAUACCCAGUGGAGUACAACAAGCAGCAGGCAAUGGUAGUGAUGGGGUCAGGGUGUCUCUGCUGUUAUUCCUCCUUGCGUUGGCUGUCAUAGUGCGCUGAUUUUAUUUUUGUGUGGGAGGACAUGGAACCACUGCCACCACUUUCCAAAGGACCAGCGUUUCUUUUUUGUUAUUCUUAUUUGUUGUAAAUGGAAGAUCAAACAUGGAGAAUGAAUUGAAUGGCUUUCGGUGGUUUCCUGCUUGUGUCUGUGGAUUAUAAUCCUGAACUGGAUGCAACAGAAGUUGAGGGAAGCAUUGUAAUAAGCCUACUACAUGCAGCCCCAACUUUGCAUGUACGUAAGGGCAACACCUUAUCAUAUUUUACAAAUAGACAUUCCUGUUAACACACGGACAUGCAAAAUGGGGCAUUCUUACAGAAAAUGACUAUAUCAAAUAUUUUGACUCUGUUUAGAGAGGGAACAUAUUUGCAAAAAUGUAAAAUGCUAUUACCAAUCCGGCCUCCUACACAUACCUGAGACAUUGUGUGAGUGUUCCCACCAGAGAUACUCUCCUGGUUCUUUUGACCUAUCCAGAAAUUGCUGGUCUUUGGGUCAAUGCUGCUCAGAAGACAAUCUACAAUCCCUGAAAAACUCAGGCAUAUUUAUCGUUAUAUAGCAGGGCUCAGCUGCCUUGCUACCAAAGGAAGGUUGCAAACAUACAAUAGGACUUGUUCAGAUUAAAUAUGGAAGAUUUUCCUACAGGCAGCCUGUUUAUUUUGUAUCUGUAUUCACAUAGUUAUAUAAAGCCACAAACCUUUCUCAUUCUCUCCUCUGCCCCAACUAUUCAUAAUUGUGUCUUUACUGUUUCUAUGGCUAUACCUAAAAACCAUGACUUUGGAAAGAAAAAACUUGUGCUGUCCAUUUUAUAGCAAAUAGACAUUAUUGGCUUCAAGCUUUGCAAACUUUGGUACCCUGCUUAUUUACUGAGUGAUGUAAUAAUAAUAUUAAUAUUGAUAAUAUUCACAGGAGUAAGACUAGAACAGUCCCAUGAAGACCAACCAGGGAGAACUUCAGUUCAUACACUGCUUAUAACACAACUCCACAUUGCCAGGAAAUAACACAACCAUUCGAUAAUAGUAGACAGGGGCAUCAAAGUAUAGUACAGGUCAGAGAUAUAAAGUAUGAUCAGAAUUGGUAGAUGUUUGUGAUACACAGCCAUAGAGCUCUAUUAUCUAUCAGGGAGCAGAAUGUGAAUGGGAAAAGUCUUCACAACUGGGAGAGGAAGAGAAUGCUCCCAACAGUGUUAGUGUAGUGCAAUCCCUAUAGCUGGUCUAAAGGUAUUCACAUUGUAGGAUUAAACCUCGCACAGUGACCAUAGGGAGGUAAUCCUAACUCAUUCUAAAAUUCCUAAUCCGUUAGUUUCUCCCAAAUGAAUUAUAUUAUCUUUGAAACAUACACUCUCUGGGAAAAAAAAUCAUUUAUGCCCAUUGGGAAAGUGAAAUAUUUAUUUUAACUGUAACUGAAAAAAUAUAUAUCCUAGAAAGUUCUGACAGGAGAUGGAUUUCUAGUGCGUGUGCUAAAUUCUCAUCCGUUAUCUUUUCAAAAUGGAAGGAAGUUUCGAAUAUUUCUGGGCUGCCUCAACCGUAUGCCCAGUACUGGCAGCUCUGGGAACUGUCAAGGAUUUAAUCCAGUUUUACAUAGACCAAUCAUUUGUCUUUCUCAUAUACUUCUUCCUCCAAAUAAAAAUACCAUUUUCCAUAAAAACAAUCUAUUUUUGCGUUGGAGCAAAACUGGAGUAAAUAUCAUGAUAGGCCUUCCCUGCUGCAGUAGCAGUGUUAAUCAGAUAUAGAUAGGAGUUCUGGUAAGUGUUGCACACAAACAAAUGUUAUUUCCUUGUCGGAGUAAUUGUGUGAACAAAAGAGAACGCUGAAAUAACCUAAAAUAAAAAAAUAGUCUUGGGUAUAUAAAA
Molecule: messenger RNA, 4415 nt
Organism: Xenopus laevis (African clawed frog)
Lineage: Eukaryota; Metazoa; Chordata; Amphibia; Anura; Pipidae
Gene: rtn4rl1.L
Product: reticulon 4 receptor-like 1 L homeolog
Exons: 2
Coding region: 1183-2568 (461 amino acids)
Source: RefSeq, a predicted model, not a curated record